GUGGGGCUGGGGAACGUUUCGCUUCUCUGUGUAUGUGCGUGUAUUCGUGUCGUGAUAAAGUGCAUUUCGUAUAUGUCAAAAUCAUUGUUGUUUCGCCGUGUUUGAUAAAUGGCGUUCAAUUUUGCAGGCUGAAGAAAAGUGAAUAUUUUGCACUGAAAAGUCGAACCAAAUCGCGACCGGCCUGUAGGCGGUGGAGAAAAACGACAUUCCCGUCACGAUGGAGCUCGUGAAGGAACGAUUCUGGAUGUUGAUCCAGCGCGAUGUUGGCCUCAUUCCGGAGCACAUGAUGAACAUAUUGGACUUUUGUGGCUAUUCGGCAAACUGUGCCCUGGAAGCGAUUAAUGACGAGAAACUGAAGAUAAUCGAGCGGGAAGCGAAAGAAAUCCCACAAAUAUUGCGCAUUUCGGCCAGCGACGAAGAACAAAUGAAAAAGUAUUUCGGCAAAUUUUAUCGCAAUCCACAAAACUUCCACAUACUGAGCGGUGAAGCGCAGCAAAUCAAAAUGAUUGGCGUUUAUCUGCGUCAAAAGGGCAUCGGUAGCUAUCUGAAACUAGACGAACUGACCCGGAUGCGGGAGCGACGUCGCAAGGAGGUGACCACUGCCGUGGACACAAGCGGAGGAACCCUGGAAGAGCAAGGUCGCUUGCUGGCCGAGCGCAUUCAUACCUUUUACUUUAAUCGAUGUGAUGGAUCGCCUACGAAUGUGGAAUUUUGCAACAUGGUCAGUUCGGUGCAGGUUUCAGUCGAAAUUGGGGAAGAUGGUAACCUGGUUGGGUACGUCGUUUGUCCGCUGUGCCAAUCGGAGAAAAAACUACGAGUUUCUCAGGAUAGAACCGGUCAUUGGGUGCUGGCAAACAUUGUGUCGCAUAUGAAUCGACACCUCGCAACGAUGUGCAAUCCUAGCCAAAACCAGUCCGAAGAUUCUAACUCAGCCAAGAAGGUUAAGCUGGAACCGCUGGAUUUGGACGAUUCUUCCUCCUCCCAGUACGGAGCCAAUCCAUAUGGUUUUACGAUGAGUAUGAGCUAAACUGAAAAGGACUGCAAUUAUUAGUGCGUAAGUACCACCUACGUUUACAAUUCUAGUUAAACUCAGACUGCCUAGGUAGUGUGAAUCAGUAUUCCAUUAAUAUAAACAUAUUCCAUAUUCAA
Molecule: messenger RNA, 1149 nt
Organism: Aedes albopictus (Asian tiger mosquito)
Lineage: Eukaryota; Metazoa; Arthropoda; Insecta; Diptera; Culicidae
Exons: 4
Coding region: 218-1027 (269 amino acids)
Source: RefSeq, a predicted model, not a curated record